AUGCCAACGAAAGCUAAGAAGAAAACUCAAAAUUCACUUUUUGAUACAGAAGAGCAGGGCAAAGCAGGUACUGCAGUAUACGACGAAAGCAAGAUAAAAACUCUAGGUUCGCUAGAACAUAUACGCUUGCGUUCGGGUAUGUACAUAGGAAGAAUAGGAGACGGAAGCAACCUAAACGAUGGUGUAUAUAUCCUUAUAAAAGAAAUAAUAGACAACAGCAUAGACGAAUACAUUAUGGGGUAUGGCAAACAAAUACGCAUACUUUAUGAUAAAAAAAGCAGAAUGCUAUCUAUAAGAGAUUACGGUAGAGGCAUACCUUUUGGCAAGCUUAUAGAAUGUGUAUCGGUAAUCAAUACCGGAGCUAAGUAUAAUAAUGAAGUAUUUCAGUUUAGCGUUGGUCUUAACGGAGUAGGAACAAAGGCCGUAAACGCCCUUUCUUCUCAUUUUAAGGUAUGCUCUUUUCGAGACAAGCGCUAUGCAUCAGCUGUGUUCUCUCAAGGGAAACGCAUAAAAGAAACAAAGGGAAGCACAGAAGAAAAAGACGGCACCUAUGUUGAAUUUAUUCCUGAUGCAGAAAUUUUCCAAACAUAUACCAUAGACCUUGAUAUUCUUGCAUCUCGUAUAUGGAAUUACGCAUACCUUAAUCCAAAACUUACCCUUACAUUGAAUGGAGAAACACAUAUCUCUCAAAAGGGUUUGGUGGAUUUGCUCGAGCAAGAAGUGGGUGACAAAUCGCUCUAUCCAGUUCUAGGGAUACGAGACUCUCAGUUAGAGUUUUCCUUUACACAUACACAUAGCGAAAACCUGCUAAGUUUCUCUUUUGUAAACGGCCAGUAUACGGCAGAUGGUGGCACACAUCAAAGCGCCUUCCUAGAGGGAUUACUGCGCGGGAUAAACGGGUUUUACAAUAAAAAUUACAACUCUGGCGAUCUAAGAGAAGGGCUGGUAUCGGCAAUAUCAAUAAAGCUAGAAAAUCCAAUCUUUGAAAGCCAAACUAAGAAUAAGCUAGGAAACACUGAAAUACGCCAGGGUAUAGUAAAGCAAGUACACGACUGUGUGGUAGACCUCUUGUUUCGCAACACUGGCGUUGCUAAAGUAGUAGCCGAAAAACUCGAACAAAACCAAAAACUCCGGCGAGAACUGUUAUCAGUACGAAAAGAAGCGCGGGAAGCCGCAAAAAAAGUAUCGCUAAAAGUACCUAACUUUAGAGACUGCAAAUACCAUCGCGAUCAUGCAGAACAUGGGCCUGCUACAGUUAUUUUUAUUACCGAGGGGCACUCUGCCACCGGGUCCAUGAUACCUUCCCGAAAUGUGUACAACCAGGCAGUAUUUUCCUUAAGGGGAAAGCUUAGUAAUAUGGUGCAGGGUGAUCGCAGAAAAAUCUACAAAGAUUCUGAACUCUAUAAUCUUAUGGUUGCAUUGGGAAUAGAAAGCAACAGUGAUGAUCUGCGCUUUGAAAAAAUAAUUAUCGCAACAGACGCCGAUUUUGAUGGGUUUCAUAUUCGCAACUUAAUCAUUACAUUUUUUCUUACAUUCUUCGAAUCCCUUGUAGUAAAAGAACACCUGUAUAUCUUAGAAACUCCGCUUUUUAGGGUACGAAAUAAAACCUCACUGCGCUACUGCUAUUCUAAAGAGGAGCGUGAUGUAGCUAUGCGCGACAUUGCACACGCCGAAGUCACACGCUUUAAGGGUUUGGGAGAAAUCUCUCCCCACGAAUUUGGCCAGUUCAUUGGUAAGGACAUGAAAUUAGAAUCUGUUCGGGUAAAGAAGAUAAAAGAUAUUCCCAACCUACUACAGUUCUAUAUGGGAAAGAAUACAGAUGAGCGCAGAGAAUUUAUGAAAGAACAUUUACUAUAA
Messenger RNA from Ylistrum balloti, 1857 nucleotides. Its product is annotated as DNA topoisomerase 4 subunit B-like. The coding region runs from base 1 to 1857 and encodes 618 amino acids. The transcript has a single exon. The record is from RefSeq and is a predicted model, not a curated record. Gene Ontology annotation, biological process: DNA topological change. Gene Ontology annotation, molecular function: DNA topoisomerase type II (double strand cut, ATP-hydrolyzing) activity; ATP binding; DNA binding. NCBI's taxonomy places the organism in Eukaryota, Metazoa, Mollusca, Bivalvia, Pectinida, Pectinidae.